Molecule: messenger RNA, 520 nt
Organism: Neodiprion fabricii
Lineage: Eukaryota; Metazoa; Arthropoda; Insecta; Hymenoptera; Diprionidae
Product: cytochrome c oxidase subunit 5B, mitochondrial-like
Exons: 3
Coding region: 83-448 (121 amino acids)
Biological process (GO): mitochondrial electron transport, cytochrome c to oxygen
Cellular component (GO): mitochondrial envelope
Source: RefSeq, a predicted model, not a curated record
UCGCUUUAAUGGUUAACCGAAAUUGUUUAUGGCCGCCUAAAUCUUAAAGCCAGAAAGGUCGUCUGCGUGGUUCCUCCUCAAAAUGGCAUCGCUGUGUGGAAGGAUUCUUCUCCAAGUUUCUCGUCGCUCAAUCAACACAUCAGUAAGAUGUGGUACCAAAGUUCCAGAAAUGGCAGACCCCCUGGACCACGCAACUGGUUUGGAAAAAAAAGAGCUACUCGCUCGUGCUGCUGGCAAUGAUGAUCCAUUUGACAUGAAAGUAAUCAAGCGUGGACCAGGAACUAAAGAUUGUCCAAAUGAGGUACCUAGUGCAUUUGACAGCCGACUGGUUGGAUGUAUUUGCGAAGAGGAUGCAACUUCAAUAAACUGGAUGUGGCUGCACCAAGGUUCCCCUCGUCGUUGCGAAUGUGGCCACUGGUUCAAAUUGAUUGAGAAAACUCCUUUAUAAAUAUAAACGCAGGUUAAGCUAGUCGAAUGUUUGAAACAUCUACCUAGAAUUAAUAUUAUGUUAGAAAAUCGA